UGGCGGAGGCCGCGACACGAAGAGGCAUCUCUCGUCGUCACCCACGAUGGGAUGAAGUCGCGGUCCCGCUGUUUCACUUGCCUUAUCGCGCGACGCAACAAUCGCGAUUAAGGCGCGCCGCGCGUCAUCGUCAUCGCCUCCGUCGCCUCCGUCGCCGCUGUCAUCGUCGCGGUCGCGCCGUCCGUACGCGUCUCGCGCCAGCGACGCAACGGUCCACGGGGGACAUUCGGGGUGUCGGACGCUUUCCCCGGAGGGUGGGCGGUGUCAGGUUAGGUUCCCGUCCAAGGAGUAACGAGAAAGCCGCCAACCUGGCAAGCCUAACGAGCUGCGUGUCGACGAUGAUGGACGACGAGGAGCAAGAGGAGCUCCGUUGCACCGGCAGCGACGUCGAGAUCGAGGAGUACACCGACACCGAGGAGUCGCCAUAUGCCGCUUAUCAGGCCGGCGGCGAUAAGCUGUUCGAUACCGAUCGCGAGAAUUGGCAGAAACUUGGUUUCCUGGCCACCCUCGUGUCCGUCGCGGUAUCAGUUACCGUUCUCGUUAUCAGCUAUCCGCUUUAUCUCGAGAGCGUCGCCGCCGUCUCCAGCGCUUACACAGGACUGCUCUUCACUGCCCUGUGCUCCGCCUGUAUUUUGGGAUUGGUGUACCUCGUCGUGGACAGAGUGUCGCCGCCGCCGCCGUUAAUACCGAACAGCAUGCGAAUCAAGAUACCCCGCUGUGGUCUGAUCAAAAUAAGUACUCUGUACGCCCUCUCAGGAAUCCUGAUCACCCUGUCCCUAGACCGGAAUAGGGUGCUGUGCCAUUUGCAGGACCCGAUAAAGGGUAUCACCCUCGUCUUCUCUCUCGUCUACUACUUCUUCUUUUGUCGGAAAAUGAUGAGUCUGCAGCGAAUAUUCUCGAGCACGACCAUAAUAGUGGGCCUGUUCAUAAGCGUCGAUUAUGGUCUUUGCGACGAGUUCCGUUGUCGGGGAAGGGAAGUUUCUUCCCACACGGCUGUAAGGGGAUCCUGGGGUGCCCGGGCGGUUUGGACAUUCGUUUAUGUGGGCGCUCUCGCCGCCUUCGCCAUGUUCUUCACCUUGCUCGAAUGCCAUUACACCACCGCGCAGCAGAACGUGUGCCAGAUGUUGACAACGCACCACAGCUCUUUCCUGUACACGGUGUCCCGUCUGGUGUCGUCGCGCGACAUUCGCCGCCGUGGCUCCGAGGAAGAGGGCGGCCGGCUGCUGCACGUGACCGAUCCGGAUCCCACGAUAAAGCCGAAGAGCUACCCCAAGCCGCCGGUGAUGCAAACCCUUUUUUACAUACACGUCAUUGCUUUCUUCGCCAUCCUGACGCUCUGCUGGCUCGACACUUUGCCCGGCGUCGGCAGGGGUCUGUCGCCCGUAGAGCUCUAUCGCACCGUCGAACGCGGGCUGUUAUGUCACUUUAAAAGCGACAAUCUCUGCGCGAACGUCUCCAGCCACGGAUGGACCUUCCUACUUGCGUACGUCAUCUUUGCGAUCUCGAUCCUCAACUUCCUGUCGUUGUGCGAAAGCGCGGUGUUCACCGUGGCCACCGCGACAGUCUCGCUUCCGCUGUCUGGUAUCUGGUGGAGUAUUUACAGGAUGGACAUCGGCUUACACGGGGGUUCCAUCUCCUGGUCGCCGGGAGUGACAGGCGAGCUGAUCUGCGCCUUGCUCGGCCUUCCCGUCGUGCUGCUCGGUCUGGGUCUGCUGGUCAGAUCGCACUUCAGAGAUACCCAGCCGCCGUACCAGACCAUCCAGCCGCCGGACAUCCAGCCCGAUGCCUGUCACAGAUGAAUCUCCCUGUAGCAUCCAGCCUGGCCUCGCAACGAGGCUUGCGUCAUGUGCGAUGAUCCGCGAAAAUGAAUUCUGAUCGAUUCGACGGGCGCGACUAUUUAAGCCGUCGCUCCUCGACGAUCGUCGAAUCGACCGGAACGAACGACGUAACGAGACAAAUUUUUGACGAAUAAUGUUAUUGUUGUACACUUGACAGAUAUAUUUUGUCGACUGUUCCCAGAUUGCGCCGAUGCUCUUCCUUCGAUCGCGAGGUCAUCAAGAUAAAAGCUUCAAGGAGAAUCUUUGAUUUGGCCGCAUAAGUACGCAUUUUAUUUCGAUUCACAUGUAAAUUGAAUCACGACUGAUUCAAUUGAUUCUGGCCACGACGCAAUUAACUUUUUCUUUUUAAAAACAAAAAAAAACCAAUACUAGGAAAUUAAUUUAAUUAUCUUAAGGGAAAUAAUUCAUUUCAAUAUAAUCCGAAUCCAUUUCCGAUCCUUUUUACCGCACAUCUAACUUUAUCAAAUAACUUUUAUUAUAGAAAUAAAUUUUACAUCAGUUUAAUUAAGGCCAGAAUUCCAAGAAGAAUUACGAUGAUAAUAUAAUAAAAUUAAAAGGAAAUUAAAAUAAAGGGCCAGAAUUGAUUGACGAUGUUUAAAAAAUUAACCGAAGAUUUCUGCACACAGAAAAAUAUUUAUUUUACUGCAGAGAAAAGCGAUUACUCAAUUCAUUUUUUCCGCAUAAUAAAGGUUAUCUUCAAUAAAGAAUAUUUUCUUGGUAAUACUUUUAAAAUAUACUUAUUAUAGAAAAACUUAUUAUAUACUGAAAAAAAGAAUUUUCUGGAGAAAGAAUACUUUCUCGAAAAAUAAAAUUGAAUUGAAGGAAAGUAAAAAAUAUAGUAUUAAAUUACACGAUUCAGAAUAAAUUUGUUACUUAUAACAAACUUACGAUAGAUUUGCUUAAUAAGCGUUUAAUUAGGUACUUAAUUUAAGUACACAUUUUUGUCUGCAGAAGUUUAUUUUAAGUAAAUCUUACUUGUUUCAAGUAAAUAACGAGUGUACUUUAAGAUUCAUUAAGGAGAUAUUCUUUGCAAAGAUAAGAUUAUACAUAAAGGAAGAAAACUAAAAAAAUGAGAAGCUGUUCUUCUUAGCAUGAGAAUAAAUUUUUCUGUGUGUGGGCAGUACUUAUCGUAUCAGAUGCAAUUUAUGCGCGCGCGCUCGCAGAUUCAUUUUUCCAAGCGUGCGCGCGCGCAUUAGCAAUGAGACAAAAGCGGCAAUACCGGUAACUACCCCUGCGCGAAAAAAAAAAAGAAGGAUAUGGCGCGGGGAAGGAAGGAGAAAGAAAGAGCGAUCGAUGUUUCCUCGUAUUUGCCAAACGUCCGCGCGCGCGACGCAACGUUAUAGCCGAUUUAUAUUUUAUUUUGAUAAGGAAAUGUUUUAUAUAUUUUCGACGAAGUUCAAGUUACAGGGGGGGGGGGGGAGUGAGGCGAAGGGCCCGAAAGGGUGAAAAGUAAAACCGAUGAAAGUUUCUAGCCGCGGACCUGCGCGUGCACAGGGGCUUCUCGACUAAAGAGAACGAUCUCCAAUUUUACUCGAUCUGACGAAACUUGAGUGUCGUCGUUCUCGAACUCGAGAUUAAUUUGGAAGUGAAACGACGGACAAUUUCGAGGUAACUGAUUAGCAUGCGAAUACUGAUUAGACAGGUACUGAUUACUCCCAUAGCGAAAGGUCACCGGUAUCACGGCACCUUGUGAUAAAGCGGACAUUCGCACGUCACCCUGACGUCACCAUGAUAUUCACUUGACUCCUGCUAUGGGAGUAAUCGAUAUUCAUCUGUUAAUCAGUAUCAUGUUAUCGUACGUCAUCCUUAUCAGUUCUUACCUUGCAAACUGAAUUCGAAUGGCGACACUCAAGUUCGAUUACUCAAUUGUCUUAACAACUAUCGUAAAUAUUUUUUCUUCGACGUGUAAAAUAUAUAUAAUCUAUCGGCAAGUUUAGGAUUAAGGAUCUACGUUAUUAUUUUCAAAAUGAAGUGAUACUAUCUAAAACGAUCAGGUUUUGCUUGUUAGAUUUUGAUAUCAUUAAAUAUUAUUAUUAACAAUUGACGCAAAUUCUAACGUACAAAAUCCGAUUACUUUAAGCAAUGUUAACCCUUUUUAGAAAUGAUAACACAGAUCUUUAAGUUUUCUUAGAAUACCUGUGUCUCUAGAAAUGAAGCGAUCAAUAAUAAAAUCGCUUAAAUGUUAUUGAAAAAAAUGUUAUUGAUCGCAAUUAUUUGUCGAAAUCAAAUAUUAAUUAAUAGUAAUUAGUAACUUCUCCGGUCAAACAGUCGGUCUUCGUUAAACGUCCCGUGGGAAUUUGCUGGUCGAUACGCGCCGCCAAAUAGAAAAGCGGAUACAGAUUCCCUCGACGAGUUCGAAUCUUGGGAAAUCGAGUCUUGUCUUAAGCCCCAAGUCGAGAUUUAGCCCCGAUUUUCGUAUCGAGCAGCGUAUUCGCCGGUCCUGUGCACGCGGAUGUAAACGACGAAGGCUAAACGCCAAUGGCAGAAAGACUCGCGGAGCGAACGGUCCAAUUACGGGUCGCGGUUUGCAGCUUCCACCUCGGGAAUAAAGUAAUAAGCGAGCGACUGAGAUAUCCGUGCGAGCGCGCGUAAGCGUGCACGCGCGCACACGUGUGAUUUUCCCUCCACUACGUUUCCGCUGACGUUUAAACGGUUACUCUGUCAGUAACUCGUGCGCACAAACUGUUACGAACUAGUUGGGUCCUGGCCGCGCGCGGUUAAUUCGCUAUUUUCGCCCCUUGCUAUCAGCCUGCCUGUAAAAUUCACCGCGCGUCCACGGAAGUUUCCAAAUAACGUUAGCCGCCCAUUUACGCGCCAUUAGCCCAAAAUUCCCGCUAAGGCGUGUCUUUCCCUCUUCGCCCCAAUCAGAGUGCCAAUUACGAUUCGUUUCUCCAUAUCGAUUCCCCAAGUCCACAUUAGGACACAUUUCUCCUUUAUUUAUAAUAGAGUUGGCGUUAUUACGAUCCUAGAUAUAAUAAUCGUUUGUAAUAUCUCUGUUGAAGCGCAUGAAUUGUUGAUCACUGGAAUCAUUAUCCGGGUACAGAUAAUCAUUUUGUCGAUUAAAAUAAUUAUGAAGAGCGUAUUGAAUAUAAUGAGCAGUGCUGCAAAAUGCUUUGACAAUUCAAUUUGAGCAUCUUAUGUGUAUAUGCAAUGAUUUUGAUGGUCUAACAAAAUUAGUUUUAGAUUCUUAUCCAGAUAAAUUUUUAGCAGAACUAUCUGCAAUUUCCGUGUCCUGUAUCAUUUUCGAGAAUACUAUCAUGCGAUUAUAUGUACACUUCAGUGUUUUUUUUCUUCGUCAUUUGACUUUAUAUUCGAUUAUACGGGUUUUGAGUGAUGCAAAGUUAGAUAGCACGGGAUUUUGCAAUCUCUUGAGCGUACUAUACACACAUACACAUGUGUGUGUGUGUGUGUGUGUGUGUGAAAUUGAGUAUUUAUUUUAAAGAAGAAGUUAUUGUUAAAAGUUUUCUACGCGCGUAUUUAUCACAUGAUUUUUAUGUUUAUCGUACGUUUGUAAGUUCAUUAAGUUUUUAUUUUUCUAUAGAAUUACAGUAUUGUUGGCUCUUGUUUUAA
Messenger RNA from Monomorium pharaonis (pharaoh ant), 5408 nucleotides. RefSeq lists its product as uncharacterized. Lineage: Eukaryota; Metazoa; Arthropoda; Insecta; Hymenoptera; Formicidae. The transcript has 7 exons. The record is from RefSeq and is a predicted model, not a curated record. The coding region runs from base 339 to 1799 and encodes 486 amino acids.